Molecule: messenger RNA, 1858 nt
Organism: Ananas comosus (pineapple)
Lineage: Eukaryota; Viridiplantae; Streptophyta; Magnoliopsida; Poales; Bromeliaceae
Product: extra-large guanine nucleotide-binding protein 3-like
Exons: 7
Coding region: 16-1653 (545 amino acids)
Biological process (GO): adenylate cyclase-modulating G protein-coupled receptor signaling pathway
Cellular component (GO): heterotrimeric G-protein complex
Molecular function (GO): G protein-coupled receptor binding; guanyl nucleotide binding; GTPase activity
Source: RefSeq, a predicted model, not a curated record
CAUUCGAGCGGUUAUAUGUUUCUUUAUUAUUUUGUUUACUGGCAGGAAGGUGAGAAGCCUGAUCAGAUUAUUAGUUCGAAGCUAAAUGUGGGAGGAAAGCUACAGCCCGAUGCUAGUAAUGGUAACACACAGGUCUUUAUAAAUGGCCGUGAAAUCACUAAACUGGAGCUCAGAGUGCUCAAGCUGGCCAAUGUACAAUGCCCACGAGGUACUCAUUUCUGGGUAUAUGAUGACGGUUCGUAUGAGGAGGAGGGGCAGAAUAUAAUAAGAGGAAAAAUUUGGGAAAAGGCGUCGACUCGUCUUAUUUGUUCGCUGUUCUCGUUGCCAACACCUCCUGAGAAUACUCCUGGGUUGAGAGAAGAUGCCUCUGCACCCUCAAGUAGGUUAAUUCCGGAGUAUCUAGAGCAAAAAAGAGUGCAAAAACUUUUGUUGCUUGGACUAGAGGGUUCUGGAUCGAGCACCAUUUUUAAACAGGCAAAGUUCUUGUAUGGAAGCAAGUUUUCUGCUGAAGAAAUGCAAAGUAUGAAGCUCAUGAUUCAAAGCAACCUCUACAAGUAUCUCAGUAUAUUGCUUGAAGGACGAGAACAGUUUGAGGAUGAAGCUUUGGAGGAGAAAAGGAAUCGUGGGCUGUAUGCUGAUGAGUCUCACCCUUCCGAGGAAAGCGAAGUCAAGGAAGAUUGCUCGUGUAUAUAUUCAAUAAACCAAAGGUUGAAGCACUUUUCUGACUGGCUGCUGGAAAUCGUGGCAAUGGGAGACCUGGAUGCUUUCUUUCCCGCCGCAACUCGUGAAUACGCCCCUGUCGUUGAGGAGAUCUGGAGAGAUCCUGCAAUCCAAGAGACUUAUAAAAGGAGGAAUGAGCUGCACUCUCUUCCCAACGUUGCUGGUUAUUUUCUCGAUAAGGCAAUUGAAGUUUCCAGCAACGAGUAUGAACCCACCGAGAAAGACAUCUUAUAUGCCGAGGGCGUCACCGACUGCCACGGCCUUGUUUUCCUUGAGUUCUCUCUAGAUGAUCAAAGCAUGAUUUCUGACCCACCCACUGGAAGAUUCGACUGCCCGUCAUCCCAAACUAAGUACCAACUUAUCCGCGUGGACUCCAAAGGGUUAAACGAAGGCUGCAGAUGGCUCGAGAUGUUCGAGGACAUUCGUGCCGUGAUCUUCUGCGUCUCUCUUAGCGACUACGACCAAAUGUGGCCUCGAGAUUCGGGCGAUCUUUGCAACAAGAUGAUCUUAAGCAAAGCACUCUUCGAAAAUAUAGUGAACCACCCUUCUUUCCAGGACACCCCCUUCGUCCUCCUCCUCAACAAGUACGACACCUUCGAAGAAAAGAUAGAUAAGAUCCCUUUGACAGUGUGCGAGUGGUUCUCCGAUUUCAGCCCCGUGAAACCGCACCACACGAACCAGUCACUCGCGAGCCACGCGUACUACUUCAUCGCGGUGAAGUUCAAGGAUCUCUACGCUUCUCUUUGCGAUCGAAAGCUCUUCGUCUUCCAGAUGAAAGCGCUCGAGCGAAGCACGAUCGACGACGCAUUUAAGUAUAUCAGAGAGGUGCUAAAAUGGGAUGACAUGAAGGACGAUAACGUCUUUGCGGUCCUUGACGAGUCCUUUUACACUACGGACGCAACCUAUUCGAACUAUCUUAGGCAGGAUUUGUAAUGGGUCUUAGGUUUCUUGUAGAGAGUUGUUUCACAAUGUAGUGUGAUAUUCUAGUUUGUCUCUUUCAUUUUCACCUUUUCUCUUGUUUAGUAGUAAUGUUCUCUCAUUUUCUCUGUAUAUUUAUAUAUAGAAUAUGCAUUGAAGAUGAAAUCCGACAACUUUUGUGGCUGCAUUAAGGGGUAGGAGUUUGCUGAUCCACUGUUAA